AUGCGAACAAGAUUUUCUUCUUUAUCAUUCCAUAAUGAGAAAAAAAUUACUAAUAAAUAUUGUCAUGCUUGUUUAAAUUAUGUAGAAGAACGAUCACAUCAUUGUUACAUAUGUCAACAAUGUAUACCAAUACAAGAUCAUCAUUGUUUUUUUCUUGGUACUUGUAUUGGUAGACAUAAUCAAAAAUAUUUUCUUUUAAUGCUUUUUCAUCUUUUAUGUGCACAUUUUAUUGGUUAUGCAUUUGUUUGUAAUUUUUUAUGGAAUGAAAUGGGAGGAUAUCAUUUUGUAACGAUUUUUAAAAUUUUAUUUUUUAAUAUUGGUUAUGUUCUUGGAUUUGUUGAAACAAAAUGGCAAGCAUUCAUUGGUGUUCAUCAUUAUCUUGUUUAUUUUGAUAUUGUAUUUAUAAGUAGAUUAUUUUAUCAAAUGAUCAAACGAUCAUUGAAUGGACAAACACAUAAAAUGGCAACGAAUGGGCAUACACCAUUGACGAAACAAGAUUCGAAAUCAACAGCUGUUGUUGAAGUUAAUACACUUAGUGAAGAUAAUCAACUUAAUCCUGCUGAUCAUGAUGGUGUAACAUCCGAUUAUUCGAUUCAUGUUGAUAGUAAAAAUACAACAUAUACAAAUGAAUUUAUUGAAAGUAAAUAUAUAUAUGAUAUGAAUCAUUGUGAAGUUGAUCAAAGUACAAAACGUGUGGAAAUUAUUCCAAGAAAAUAUCAAUAUAUAUUUCGUACAAAACGUCAAGUACAACGUACAGGUGUAAUGCUUGUUGGUUGGGGUGGAAAUAAUGGUUCAACAUUUACGGGUGCAACUAUUGCUAAUCGAGAUAAUAUAACAUGGAUGCGUAAAGAGGGUGAACAAUUUCCAAAUUAUUAUGGUUCAUUAACUCAGUCGACAACCAUUCGUAUUGGAAGUAAUAAUGAAGGUAAAGAAGUUCAUAUUCCAUUUAAUACAAUUUUACCAAUGUUACAUCCAAAUGAUAUUAUUAUUGGUGGAUGGGAUAUAAAUGAUGCGAAUUUAUAUGAAUCAAUGAAACGUGCUUGUGUAUUUGAUUAUUCAUUACAAGAAAAAUUAAAAACAAAAAUGACUGAAUUCAAACCAUUGCCAUCAAUUUAUUAUCCAGAUUUUAUUGCAGCAAAUCAAGAAGAUCGUGCUAAUAAUUUAAUUCCAAAAGGAACAAAACAACAAGAUUUGGAACAUAUACGUAAUGAUAUACGAAAUUUUAAAAAAGCUCAUAAUUUAGAAAAAGUUAUUGUUUUAUGGACAGCAAAUACUGAGCGUUAUACUGAUGUUCGUAAAGGUUUAAAUCUAACAGGUGAUGAAAUUCUUCAAUCAAUUGCAGCCAAUGAUGAUGAAAUAAGUCCAUCAAAUAUAUUUGCUUGUGCUGCUAUUUUAGAAGAUUGUCCAUAUAUAAAUGGUAGUCCACAAAAUACAUUAGUGCCAGGUUUAAUUGAACUUGCUGAAAAACAUCAAGUUUUUAUUGGUGGUGAUGAUUUUAAAAGUGGACAAACAAAACUUAAAUCAGUUCUUGCUGAUUUUCUUGUUUCAGCUGGUUUAAAACUUCAAUCCAUUGUUUCAUAUAAUCAUUUGGGUAAUAAUGAUGGAAAAAAUUUAAGUGCACCACAACAAUUUCGUUCAAAAGAAAUUAGUAAAUCAAAUGUUGUUGAUGAUAUGGUUGGUGCCAAUCAUUUAUUAUAUAAUAAAAAAAGAAAUGAACAUCCUGAUCAUGUUGUUGUCAUUAAAUAUGUUCCAUUUGUUAAAGAUUCUAAACGAGCUAUGGAUGAAUAUAUAUCAUCAAUAUUUAUGAAUGGUCUUAGUACAAUAGCUAUUCAUAAUACAUGUGAAGAUUCACUUUUAGCUUCACCAUUAAUUAUUGAUCUUGUUAUAUUAACAGAAUUAAUGACACGUAUUACAUAUAAAACAAAUGAUAAAGAAGAAUAUCAAUCAUUCGAACCCGUUUUAGCAAUAUUAUCUUAUCUUCUUAAAGCUCCUUUGGUUCCACCAGGUACACCAGUUAUAAAUGCACUUUUUAAACAACAUCGUUGUAUAACAAAUAUUUUAUCAGCAUGUGCAGGUAUUGCUAUGGAUACAGAUAUGUUAUUAGAACAUAAAACAAAUUUACCAAAGCCAAUGAAAAUUCAAAUUUAA
Adineta steineri is the source of this 2148-nucleotide messenger RNA. The record is from the annotation of a GenBank genome assembly. NCBI's taxonomy places the organism in Eukaryota, Metazoa, Rotifera, Eurotatoria, Adinetida, Adinetidae.